Durio zibethinus is the source of this 630-nucleotide messenger RNA. NCBI's taxonomy places the organism in Eukaryota, Viridiplantae, Streptophyta, Magnoliopsida, Malvales, Malvaceae. The record is from RefSeq and is a predicted model, not a curated record.
AUGGGGCAUGGCAUUGAGGCGGUGCUAAUAUCUCCAGAAGAGAAUUAUUACCCUUGUACUACAAGGUUAGAUUUUAAUUGCACAAAUAAUGUUACUGAAUAUGAAACAUGUGAAUGGGAGAUCAGAGACCCAAAAUUAGUAUUAUAUCAAAGGCACAUAACCGAGCAGGCUUUAAAAAAUGAUAAGAGGAUCAUUCAAAGAUUAGCAGCAGGUUUUAUGCUUGAUGGAAAAAUCCUGUAUAAAAAGAGUCGAGACCAAAUUUUGCUAAGGUGCGUUGAUGUUGUGAAAGCAAGAAAGACACUUGAAGAAGUACAUGAAAAAAUUUAUGAAACACAUGCUAACGGGCAUAUGAUGGUUAAACAGAUUAUGAGAGCUGGUUACUACUGGUCUAUAAUAGAAAAUGAUUGCAUCAAGGCCACCCCGCUUUCACUAGUGUAUAAGAUGGAAGUUAUACUACCAAUUGAAGUGGAAAUUUCUUCUCUAAGAGUGUUGAUAGAGGCAAAACUUGAUGAAGUAGAAUGGGUCCAGGAUCGUUUCGACAUGACAAUAGAGGAAAAUGGACGUCCAAUUGAAAAGGUAAAGCUCGAAGAAAGUCUUUCAAAGAACGAAAGAGUGGCACCAAAUAAAUGA